AUGCCGCAACACCACCUAGCGACCGGUACAGUCUCGUACCCAGACGCGAAGUCCAACUAUCCAGCCUUUCCUCAAGUCGGCUUCGGCAAGGCCGUAGCCAUCGGGAUCGGCGCAGGCGCAGUCGGAGCGCUCGUCAUGACCGGCUCCAACUGGCUUGAAAUGCUCAUCACCAAACGCCCACCCUCCUACGUCCCCGCGCGUACAAUCGGCAACCACCUCGGCGUGACCCCCUCGUACUAUUCAAAGCACACAGACCUGCUCAAUAACGCCCACCACUACGGCAUGGGCAUGCUUGCGGGCCCUGUGCGGGCGAUUAUGAGUUAUUACGGUAUUAUUGGACCGUUUGCGGUUUUUGUGCAUACGGGUGUGAGGAUUUUGAUGGAUCAGGUUAUGGAGACGAGUGUGGGUGUGAGUGCGCUGCCGUGGACGUGGCCGAUCAACGAGCAGGUAAUUGAUGUGCUGCAUAAGGGGGUUUAUGCGUUGGUUACGGGGUAUAUCUGUGACAAGCUGGUCCGGGGGGUGGAUUGGUUCAAUUGA
Molecule: messenger RNA, 537 nt
Organism: Macroventuria anomochaeta
Lineage: Eukaryota; Fungi; Ascomycota; Dothideomycetes; Pleosporales; Didymellaceae
Exons: 2
Coding region: 1-537 (178 amino acids)
Source: RefSeq, a predicted model, not a curated record